This is a messenger RNA of Juglans regia (Persian walnut), 3663 nucleotides long. RefSeq names its product protein FAR1-RELATED SEQUENCE 4-like. The record is from RefSeq and is a predicted model, not a curated record. Gene Ontology annotation, molecular function: zinc ion binding. NCBI's taxonomy places the organism in Eukaryota, Viridiplantae, Streptophyta, Magnoliopsida, Fagales, Juglandaceae. Gene Ontology annotation, biological process: regulation of DNA-templated transcription. The coding region runs from base 536 to 3316 and encodes 926 amino acids. The transcript has 12 exons.
UUCAUUUCGAAUUCGUUCCCAACCGCAACCCCACCCACCACCCCGCCCGAGUCAUUUGCCCUCUUCCGAGUCUUCUCCCCUCCCCCAAAUCUCCCCUGACGACGGCGUCUGUGGCGUCCUCCACCGAAAAAUUCUCUCUAUCUCUCACUCACAAACGCAUUGACACAGUGACUACCUGACGUGUGGGUACAGUUUUGGAGCUCGGUAUUGCACUUUGUUUGCUCAUACGUUGAUUUUUGUCUUGGCACAUCAUCUGUUCGACGGAAGUACCGAACCAAACACAACUUGAGAUGAUUUGCAUAUUUACUGUUUCGAGGGGACACUCUGGCAACUUGUGAGGACGUUAGAGCAUUAGCAUUGGGUUCAUUUAAAGCCUAGCCAAAUGCAAAAUAUGAUGAAUUUCAUUAAAAUACAGGAGUGGCAGGGUUGGGGCACCACGUCUCCUGUACCAGCCAUGGUCACGAAAAUCAUGGAGGAGUUGAAGGCUUUGGAGACAGAUAUUGAUGAGCUUUGGCCGUAGUGUUAAAAUAGCCUAAUGGGCAAAGAGGAAGCUGGAAGGUCACCCAAGCCUUCUACAUCGAUGUCGUCGAUCCAGGAAUAUUAUAGUCCCGUAAAUCCAUACUACCCGCCAUUUAUGAUGCUUCCAAAUACAUAUAUAAAUCCAUAUCCAAAUCCACAUCCGUAUCCUUGGGGUAGCCAGCAUCCGUCGAUGCCACCUCUUGGACCAACUCUACCCUACCCUUCGUCAAGUAAUCCGGAGGAGUUAAGAGGAUCUCAAGAGACUAGCCAAGUAGAUCAUCCGUCGAUGCCACCUCUUGGACCAACUCUACUCUACCCUUCCACUAGUAAUCCGGAUGAGUUAAGAAGAUUUCAAGAGACUAGCCAGCAUUCGUCAAUGCCCCCUCUUGGCCCAACUCUACCCUACCCAUCGUCUGAAAAAAAAUUGGAGGAGUUAAAAAGAGAUCAAGAGACUAGUCAGCAUCCCUCGAUGCCACCUCUUGGAUCAACUCUACCCUAUCCUUUGUCAAGUAGUCUGGAGGAGUUUAGAAGAUCUGAAGUGACCACACAACGUGUAAGUGAUUCGUCCACCAUGCCUAAUAGUGUAGAAAGUGAGAAGAAUGUUGGAGGUACAUCACACACAACUGAUCAAAGCUAUCAUAUUAGUAGCGAGGAUAAAGAAGCAACAUCCGACGUACAUAAAGAGGCGGAGGAGACUAAUGAUGUAUCUAAUGAUGAUGAACGAGUUGAAAUACCAAAAUCUGGUAUGGAGUUUGCUACUGAGAAAGAACUUUUGGCUUAUUACAAACGAUAUGCCAAGCAAGUGGGUUUUGGUGUGAAAACACAGAGGACAAAGCGAGAGGCAAAUGGUAGUGUUAAGUAUGUCACAAUUGGGUGUGCACGUAGUGGCAAGUAUCAUCCUAGCCAUGGUAAUGUCUCUAGGUCACGACCGACAAUUAAAACAGAUUGUAAGGCGAAGAUAAAUGCUCACUUGGUGAAUGGGGUAUGGGUUUUGACCACUGUUGAGAUUGCUCACAAUCAUACCGUAAGCCCACAAAAUUCUAGAUUUUUUAGAUCUCAUAAGUUUUUAGAUGAAUAUAGUCAAAAAAUGCUUGAUUUGAAUGACAAAGCAGUUGUUCAAAUGAACAAAAAUUUCAAUGAUGUUGUUGACGCGGAGGGGUCUGAGAAUCUUGAAUUUGCAGAAAAAGAUUGUUUGAAUUUUAUUGACAAAGCCAUACACUUAAGGCUUGGUAAAGGAGGUGGUAAAACACUUAGUGACUACUUUGAUAGAAUGAGAGAGAUGAAUGAUGGCUUUGUUUCUGUUAUGGAUAUGGAUGAUGAGUUUAGAGUAAAAAAUGUGUUCUGGGCUGACGCACGCAGUCGAGCAGCAUAUGAGUAUUUUGGAAAUGUUAUCACCUUUGAUACAAUGUUUCUAACAAAUAGGUAUAGUAUACCUUUUGUUGCCUUUGUGGGUGUAAACCAUCAUGGGCAAUCUAUAUUGUUAGGGGCUGGAUUGAUUUCAGGCGAGGACACAAGUACGUUUGUUUGGUUGUUUCGAGCAUGGUUGAAGUGCAUGCAUGAUCGGGCUCCCAAAGCCAUAAUAACAGAUCAUGAUCAGGCAAUGAAGAGUGCUAUUUCCAUUGUAUUUCCAGAUACUCGUCAUAGAUAUUGUCUCUGGCACAUAAUGCGAAAACUACCAGAAAAAUUGGGAUCUCACUCUCAAUUCAACGCAGGGUUGAAGACUUCUAUUCAGAGUACCCUAUAUGAUUCACAAACUUGUGAGGAGUUUGAGGACAAAUGGGGGCAACUACUUGAUACGUAUAAUCUUGGUUCUAAUGCAUGGCUACAAGGAUUGUACAAUGACAGGUCUUUUUGGGUACCGGUUUACUUGAAGAAUGUUUUUUGGGCUGGUAUGAGCACUACACAGCGAUCUGAAAGAAUGAAUGCUUUUUUCGACGGGUUUGUUUAUUCUGGUACAACAUUAAAGGAAUUUGUUGAUCAAUUUGAAAAUGCGCUAAAGAAAAAGGUGGAGGUUGAGGCUAUAGCUGAUUUCAAUUCCUUCAACCAAACGAUUCAAUGCUUAUCCCCUUUUGGCAUUGAAAAACAAUUUCAAAUGGUUUAUACAAAUGCAAAGUUCAAGGAGGUCCAACGAGAGGUGUUGGGGAUGAUUUUAUGCAAUUGCACACUUGUUAGCACUAAAGGUUGUAUUUCCACAUUUGAUGUUUUAGAUCAAAUUUCCAUUGAUGACCAUGUGAAGAGGGUGCAGUACUCAGUUUACUACAACGAAGAAGAAUGUGAAGUGAAAUGCACGUGUGGGUUGUUUGAGAUGAGGGGCAUUUUCUGUAGGCAUGCAUUUUCUGUAUAUAAUAUGAAGAACAUUAAUGUUUUGCCGAAAAAAUAUAUUUUGGAUCGAUGGAGAAAAGACUUAAAGAGGAGAUACACACUGGUCAAGAGUAGCUAUGAUGACUUGCAGGGCAAUACAGAUGCACGAAGGUAUGAGGUUGUGGUGAAAAAAUGCUUGAAAUUAGCGACGCGUGUAUCCCCAAGUGAUGAGCAUUAUAAUGCAUUUUUACGUCAUUUAGAUGAAUUUGAACCUAAAUGUGAAGGCUUAACGUUUGAGUCAAAACUUUGUUCAGCCAAUGUCAAAGAAAAAGUGGUAACCAGUAGAAAGAAAAAACAGACUUGCAGGAAAAUCUUUGAUGAUGAAUCUCAUUCAAGUGAGCUCCCACUAUCUCAACUUGAUAGUAGUGUUGAUGGUUUUGUUAUUGGAACCCAAUAUAGUACUAUCACACAACCAACACCAUCAGGCAAUGAUUAGCAAAAAUGACUGUAAGGACCCUAUGUAACUAAAGAUGUAAAUGCAUAUAAACGAUGUGCUCAAAGGUGUCAUUCUAUGGAGACUUUGAGGUCAUUUCAGAAUCUUUGUUGUUUUUGUCAAAUUGUUAUUGUUGAGUAGUUUGUAGCAAUGUCACUCGGGAAUUUUUUAGGUGGUUGUGAUUUUAGAAUGUGUUGUUAUUGUGGAGUAGUUUUUAGCAAUGUAACUCGGAAUUUGUAGAUGAUGAACUGGUAGAUGAACCGGUAAAACUAACCAAACCGGUGUGUUCAAUCCGGUUCCUGUUCCUAAUGAUAAAAAAGGGUUAGAAACUGGUCCGAUUUCGGUUUUAA